UGGUAGCAAACUGAACAUCUAUACUAUUAUGGUGUUUGACAAUGUCAGCUCAUGAAGCAUGUAUGUUAAGCUCACUUAAUUAGCAUGCUUUGUGGGAAACCCUGACUUCAAGAGGGCUGGACUUGGCCAUUAGUUUGGGUUCACAAUUACAAACCACUGAACAAGAUGGAUCGCUGGUGUGGCAGAGUAGCAUUAGUGACAGGAGCCAGUUCUGGUAUUGGAGCAGGGAUUGCUGCAUCACUGGUAAAGAAUGGUAUGAUAGUAUUAGGAGUAGCAAGAGAUGUGGAAAGAAUAAAGAAAUUAUCAGAUAGUCUAGGUACAACUGCUAGUGGUGGUAAACUGGUUGGUAUGAAAUGUGAUGUUACUAAUGAAGAUGAUAUCAAGAGUGUAUUUAGUUAUGCUAAAGAUCAGUUUGGUGGUAUUGACGUGUGUGUCAAUAAUGCUGGAUUAUCUCAUUCCUCUUCUUUAUUAACUGGUGAUACUAAAGAAUGGAGGAACAUGCUUGAUGUCAUGAUUUUGGCUCCUUGUAUCAUAACAAGAGAAUUCAUG
This is a messenger RNA of Amphimedon queenslandica, 549 nucleotides long. RefSeq names its product dehydrogenase/reductase SDR family member 11-like. The record is from RefSeq and is a predicted model, not a curated record. The annotation marks the transcript as partial. Lineage: Eukaryota; Metazoa; Porifera; Demospongiae; Haplosclerida; Niphatidae. The transcript has 3 exons.